Messenger RNA from Prorocentrum cordatum, 1302 nucleotides. The record is from the annotation of a GenBank genome assembly. NCBI's taxonomy places the organism in Eukaryota, Dinophyceae, Prorocentrales, Prorocentraceae.
AUGUCGACGGGCGCGCCUGAGGAGAGCAGCCGGUGGUGCUCCUGGGCUUGCCGCCUGCGGGCCUUCGCCACCCUCAGUGUCCUGAGCGCGGCGAUGCUGGCCAUGGCCCGCUACGCCGACACCUGGCGCAACGUCCUGCUCUGGGCGUUGCUGGGCCUGACGAGUGGGGCUGCCGCCGUGGCCUGCCUCACGAGCGUGAAGUGCCCCCGCCGCGAGACCCCUGCCACGGAGAGCGCAGAGGUGGUGCGGCUCCGCGAGGAGCUGGCAUUGCUGAGGGCCACCAUGGCGGCCGGUGGCGCAGCUCCAGUUGCUGCUGACGAAGCCGACCUCGCCGACGGAGGAGGGGUCGCGGGGGACGCGGACCAGCCCCCGCCCUUCGGCAUCCCUGGUGCAGCGGCUGCUGGCGCUGCCCCGAGCCCCGGAGCUGGGGCGGCGGCGCCUACCUAUGCGCCUGCCGGGGCCUCCGCUCUGGGCGACCUCGCGGGCUGGGCAGGAGCGGCAGGCGUGAAGACGGCCCUCAUGACGUUCGGGGGCACCAGCUCGGUCGAUCCCUACUGGGCCUUCAAGUUCUGGAGCCACGUCGCCAAGAUGGAGCUGCAGGGCGAAGUGAGCGAGCCGGUGGUCAGGCUCCUGAGGGGCCACGGCUACGUGGGCAACGGGACGGUGACCGCGCGCGGCCUGGACGCCCUUGACCAGGCCGCGCCACCGGCGCUGGGAGGCACAGCAGGCGACCCUUUGGCUUUGGGGAGCCUCACGUCGGCGGCUGGCGGUAGCCAGGAGACCAGGUGGGGAGCCUCGCUCCCCCCGGACCUGCAGCGGGCCGGGGCGGAGAUCUACCGAUCGAUGAGGGCGGAAGGCUGCACUUCCGUCAGGGACUGGCUCUCUUCCCGGUAUAGCGGAAGCAGGUCCUCGCCAGUCUGGACCGAUUUGUGGACGAUGGCGACCACAGUGGACUUUGCAGUGAAGGACUGCGGCACGGAGGAGGCGUUGAUGAGGUUCCUGGGGACGAACGACCUGAUGGAGAUCUCUCUCAGGCGUCUGGCGGCCUAUAUGUACGAGAGCCGCUCAGGGGACCGCACUGGCGCGCUCCACAUGCUCGGGGUUUCCCCUCCGGGCAGCCAGACCGACGUGGCGCCGAGCUGGCUGGUGCAGGCCGCGACGGCGCACAGCAAGGCCGAGCACCAGCGCUCCGAGAGGGUGGCCGCCCAGGCCAAGCGCCAGGGCAAGGGCGACAAGGACAAGCCCCCGAAGGCCCCGCCGAAGGGCCCGCCCCCCGCGGGGAGGGGCAGGCCCGCCGAGUGA